This is a messenger RNA of Cuculus canorus (common cuckoo), 994 nucleotides long. RefSeq names its product fanconi-associated nuclease 1-like. The coding region runs from base 163 to 822 and encodes 219 amino acids. Gene Ontology annotation, biological process: interstrand cross-link repair. Gene Ontology annotation, cellular component: nucleus. Gene Ontology annotation, molecular function: flap-structured DNA binding; 5'-3' exonuclease activity; 5'-flap endonuclease activity. The transcript has 4 exons. Lineage: Eukaryota; Metazoa; Chordata; Aves; Cuculiformes; Cuculidae. The record is from RefSeq and is a predicted model, not a curated record.
GGUCUGUUUUAUAGAAAAAAGCAAAAUACAGAAAGAUAGGCGGGUUACUUUUUAAAACAAAAUUUAUAUUUUUAAUAAAAUAUAUAUUUUAACAUAAUUUUCUUUUAUUGAUAUGUUUUCAAAUACUGUUGCAGAAAAAGUGGCCAUGUCAGAAAAGGGUAAAUGGGAAGGUGUCAGUAUUUAGAUUUUGGUAGCGCUUUAUAUGAGAGUGCUGUAGGAAUUAAUGUUUCUGUUUUCAUUAAAUUUUGCCCUUUAGGUAUUCAUGGGGAAGGAUCGACCUUUAUGACGCUCUACGGGAUUCUGAUGUGGGAUAUCAUUUUCAUGGAUGACAUACCUGACGUUUUCAGAAACGCCUAUCAGACAUUCCCCCUGGAUUUAUACACCGACAGCUUCUAUGAGAACAGGAGGGAUGUCAUUGAGGCCAGACUCCAGCAGCUUCACACGGCAUCCUCGGAGACACUGACAAAGCUGAUCGCUGACAUCUGGACCGCUCAGGAGGGCAAAGCAGCAGCUCUCGUUAGCUGGGGGCGUUUUGCUUCCCUCCAGCAAGUCCAGAGCCUCGUCUCUUGUCUUGGAGGAGCAUUUCUGAGCGGUAUUUUUAGACGACUUUCCAAAGAUCUACGCCACUGCCGAGGGGGCCUCCCUGACCUGGUCGUGUGGCGUACUCACACAAACCACUUCAAGCUGGUGGAAGUGAAGGGUCCCAAUGAUCGCCUGUCCCCCAAGCAGAUGAUCUGGCUGAGUGAACUGAAGCAGCUGGGUGCUACGGUUGAAGUUUGUCACGUGCGAGCCGUUGGAGGCAAGAGCAAACGCCUCAGCUGACAACAGAGGCCUUUCGUGGUCACACAGGUAACCUGGGUGUCAUUAGAGGAACCGGCACAACACACACACCACGGGCUGCUGCUUAUUAAAGUAGUUUCUUCUAAAAUACUGGUUUCUUGGAACAUUACUGUAGCUAUUUAUAGCACAAAACAUGCUAAAAAAGGGAUGAGUG